This is a messenger RNA of Mya arenaria, 8551 nucleotides long. Its product is annotated as filaggrin-2-like. The transcript has 4 exons. The coding region runs from base 55 to 1968 and encodes 637 amino acids. The record is from RefSeq and is a predicted model, not a curated record. NCBI's taxonomy places the organism in Eukaryota, Metazoa, Mollusca, Bivalvia, Myida, Myidae. Gene Ontology annotation, molecular function: protein binding.
UCCUGUCGUCCAGUUAGUCGUCAUGGAAGAUACAACUCAUCUGGUCCCUCAAGCAUGCAGUAUGGGGCAGACGUUAGCGCUUACGGAAAUGUAGACUACACUCCCUCUGAUGAAAUGUACACAGAAAACCAACCAGCUAGAACUGAGAGACCAAAAACAGGUCAUGGUCGACGGAGCGCCCGUCAAGAAAUGCCAGCCAGGCCGAUGUCGAGGCGAGCAAGGCCAGAUACAAACACAGAAGAAUCAGUGGGUCGACCGAUAUCCAGGGCGGGAUUUUCUCCAGAUUCUGCAUACAGGUACUCCCAUGAUGAAUAUUCCCGGCAAAUUUCCUCCGAUUCUGAAAAGCAGAUACCCAACUCACCCUGUGAGUCUCCAGAGAUCUUGUACCGAGACGAUGAAUACUUCAACAACCAGAAAGCCCUGUAUGGACACAAUCAGGAGGGCCACUCUCCAGUUGACAGGCUGAUUGUCAGUCCCUCAGCGCCCUCAGAUUUGAUGAAGAAGAGCUCGAAGAAGGCGAGGAAGAGCCCACAUGUGUACAGCAGUCGAAGUCCCCAGGGAUACAGCCAGAGUCCCCAAAACUAUGGUCAAAGUCCUCGAGCAUACAAACAGAGCCCCCAACAUGAGCAGCCGAUGCAUCGACCGUCUUCUCGAGAAUACAUGAGCGUCAGUCCUCUACAUCGAGACGAGGCUCAACUGAAUGACAAUGACAUCCAUCAUCAGCAGCCCAGAUCUCGCCACCCCUCCCAGUCAGACAAUAUGGAGAUGCAGGAGGGGGACACUUACCAACAGAGCUUCUCAGCAAGUCCCCAAUACAGGGACAACCCCUACCAGGAGAACCAAUAUCACCACCAUGAAAGCCCCAUGCAAGCCAGAAACAGCCCAUACCAGGAAGGCUCAUAUUACCACCAUGACAGCCCCGUGCAAGCCAGGGACAGCCCUUACUAUGGCAGCAGCCCAGGUCAGCACCAGGGUCAUGGUCACAGUCAUGGUUACUCAGGGUCACCUGAGGGUCACUCUAGACCUCCACCAGCUCCACGACCCAAAUCUGCUCGUCCAAAGACAGGCAGGAGGAAAAGUGCUAGAGCUCGUCAACACCACCAUGCCCGAUAUGAAGAUCAGGAGACAUCCCCUCCCCAGCAGUGUGACACUUCCCAUAUCCUGAAUGCAGGUGAUCCAUAUGGGCGGCCUGCUUCGUCCUUGUCUCCGUACAGGCCCCUUCCAGCUAUAGGGGUUGUGACCCCUAGAGAUGAUCCUGCAGACAAUGACCAUGGUCACAUGACACCUGAGUCUAAAAAUAGAUCCAGCCACCAUGUUGGAUCUGAACAUGUGACUGUUACAAACCAGAAACUCAGUGAAAUGAACACUGACAACUACAGCUAUCACCCUGCUGAUCAGAAUGAGGAUGUCUUCUCAGCUGAAGACAUCCACGGUGCUGAAAACGACGCUCUUGGGCCGAUUACAGACCAGGGUAUACCUGGUGUAGACAUGCUGUCAAACUUACCACAGCAUUUAUCUGAGGAAAUAUAUCAGUCAAGUCUUGCAAACUAUGAAACAAACAUAGGUGACAUUGGGGGUGUAAGUGAGGAGGAGAGGAGUAACAGUGAGAUUAUUAAAGGGGGUGAAGUGAGUGUUAGAACUGCAGCGGACAACUUUGAACACUUGUCAAUGUCUGUAAUGAAGCCUCUGGACUUUCUUCAUGAAAUUCCUGAUGAGCCAUCAAGUGACGAGCCUCGUCUUCUGCUUGCUGUAAAGUUGCCUGAUGGGAAACGUAUACAGAGACAUUUCCGACCCAACGAAACCCUCGAUACUGUGAUAAAGUUUGCGGAGAAUACAAAUCUCGUGAAAUACGAAGACAUGCAGUUGAUUUGUAAUGCUACCCACACACAGUUUUCUGACCCAAGCGUGAGGAUUUCAGAUACACAUAUUAAAGACAGAACUGUGUUAUACCUUCAGGAAAAAGAAUAGUACUAGUGAUAUACUUGUAUAAUUAUAAAUAUAUGGACAACGUAUAAAUUGAUGAUUGAGAAUUGUGGAAUAACUAUCGUUUGAACCCAGGCCCCAAUAUCACGAAAAUAUUUAACUCAAAUCUCAAACUCAAUCUCAACUCAUUUUACCAUAUAAACAAAAUUUAUUGGAAAACAAAAAUGUUUUUAAUUUUUUUUAAAACGCAUUCUUUCAUUGAAUAUGUUGAUCAAAACGUUUGGUCUAGAUUCCAUUCGAAAACUUUUUUAUAACCAAAAAUGUAUUACUCCAGUAUAUUUUUUGCUUUAGAAUAAGAAUUCUUUGAAAUAUUGUCAAAAUCUUUCAAUAACACAUUCUAUGAGAAAAUAGGUGUACAAAAAGUAUGAGAACAUGCAGGAUUUUGAAUAAUACGAUGCUUGUAUACAUGUGGUAAAAUGAAGAUAGAGAUUGUGAUAUGACUUAAGUAUAUUCGUGAUAUUGGGACCUGCUGGUCACAUUGUCUCGGAAUUGAUUACUGCCAUAUGGCUGUAUUCUGUGAAAUAGAAAUGUAUAAAAGAACAUAGGUAUUUAUUAUAUUUUUUCUGGUAUUUUACUAAAACAUAACUUUUAUACCUAUUAACUUUAUAAGUUACAGAGACAUUGUUCACCGUAUAAUACAUGGUUAUUUAUUAUUAAUGAGGCAUUACUGAUACUAUGAAUUUCUACUUUUGAUACAAUCGAUCAUCAGUCAAAAUGGCUUGUUUGAUAUUUUCUGAUUAUCAAUUAUGAUUUUGGAACAAUUGUUCCAUCCCUCCUGUGGAUGUAUAAAGACGCAGUGCAUUUUGCUGUCGAUAUACAUUCUGUACAAAGUCAAAGACAACGGAUUGUUUGUUGUUACCUGUGGUAGUAUAAUACUGAAGCAUAUCGAAAAGGAAUAGAAUUAUAGUGAAUACUGUUUUCACUAUAAUUCUUAUCUUUUCCGAUUUUCUUUAGUGAUUCCAUUCAGUCUAUUGGCUAGUUUUAUUUACUGUCCAAUCAAAACACUCAGAUUCUACUCUUAAAGUUAGAUCUAAGUCAGUUUAUAUUGAAUACAGCCCUUGACCAUCUCAGCAAGAAAGCAUCGUCUCAAACAUGUUCGACCACUUGUGUAAGCCAAAUAAAAAAAUAGCUUUAAUGUCAUAAAGUCAUUGCUAAAUAUUACAAAUAGUGUAAUUGAAAAAAGCUUGAUAAAAUAGUAAAUUGUUAUAAUAUGUUCAUCAAUUAAUGUAAACAAGUUCCUACUGUACUUGUUUUUUCAAUUUUUGUCAUGAAUAAUCUGUCUCCUACUAUUUUGUCAGUCAAGCUGCUAUUUUUCCCUAUUGUUCAAUGGAACAAUGCUAGAAAGCCUGUAAAUGAUGCACUGAAUCAUAGUUUUAUCCAUUAGUAAAGCAGUAGAGUAGCAAACACUAGGUUGAGCACAGAAACAGUUUGUAUUGACAUGCCUGUUUUCAUUGUCGGAGUGAGAUGCUAUGAAACAUUUGUCAGACAAAUUUUAUCUGCAUCAUAGUGCUUUAAAUCAGAGUAUAAAUCAGGUGUAUUUCAGCAUUGUCGGCAACCACGAUUCUUUCAUCCAUUACACUCCAUGAUAAAUAAAGUGUGAAAAUUGACCAACAAAAUCUCCUUUUAAUGAAUAUGUAUGGGGCAGGGGAGACAACUCUUCUUCCUAAGAAAUCGCAUGUGAUUUAACAAACAAAAAUCAAUAAUUUUGAAUUGUUUUUUUUUUUACUUCUUUGGAAAAAGAAUUGACACUAAAGGGCGCCCAUUAAAGGUAGCUCUUGAUGUAAAAUAUUUCAAGAAAUGCAUGGUCUACGGGGAACAGGCUAGAUUCGUGGAGACAUUGUAGAACUGUUGACUGCAAAUGUGCUAGAAUAUUAAAGUCAUCAUUGAACUGUUGACUUCGAAAGUGCUAGAUUCUUCAAAACGUUGUUUAACUGUUGACUGGGAAUGUGCUAGAUUAAUACAGUCAUUAUUCAACUGUUACUGGGAAUGAGCUAGAUUCUUAUAGACAUUGUCUAACUGUUGACUGGGUAUAUGUUAUAUAUUGAAUUUAAGACUUGUUUGUUUCAAGGUACUUAAAUUAGUUAUAUAUAUAUAUAUAAUUUAUAUGUAUGCAUGCAUCAACUAGACUAAAUAUGCUGUGUCUAAUAGCAUUGUGCAUUUCGUACCAUAUUUUUAUUCAAUAAUUUUCUUAAUCCAGAGUUCUUAAGGAAUUCUAUUCAAAGCGUAGAUUCCCAUAGUUACAGCCUGUGCUCUUCGUGAGGUAAAUAAAGUAUCCUCUCAUAAUUAUGACCGUCCCAUUUUUUGCAUAUUUCUAAAGUAAUCCAUGAUGACACUUUAAAUUGUUUCUUAUGUAAUUCCACAAUAAGAAAAAAUCUCCAACUCCUUUAUGGUUUUAGAACAUAUUUGUGGAGAACUUAUUAUAAAUGUCAAAUAAGAUCAUAUAAUGAUUGGGAAAAAAAUGUUAAUGUAGUUUUUGAAUCUACUUAGUAUAGGUAUUUUUUAUAUAUAGAAGUUUUUUUAUUAUAUAUUUUAUUACAUAUUAUAUUCUGUAAUUAUCAUCAUGAUCAUAUAAACAAUAAUAUAUAAUUAUGUAUUUAUUUUGCCAAAUCUUUUUCAGGGCUUUAAUAUUCAGUCACUUAAAUUGCCAUACAAUUGUAGUCCUAUUAGUGUAUAUUUAUAAUUGUUGUUAUAAUAUUCUUAUUGAGCAAAUGAUUCAUAAUUCAUACUGCAAACCUAUGGGCUCUGUGUGUCCCUUAAUAUUUAUAGACGUUUGAUUGUUUUAUAAUGAAAGGUUCCAGAAAUCUAUUUGGAAUAUGUCAAUUUUAAAAAUAUAAAUGUUCUGAAAUAUCUUUUAAUAGAUGCUAUUACACUGGUAAUUCAUGAGGUAAUUCAAUAUGAUUAUUCAAUUUUACCAAAAAAAAAUGAAAACGAAAAUGUCCUGUCAAAAAUAUAAAUGCAUUUUGAUGAUGGCAUUGAAAGCCAAAACCUCUAUUUCUUAAAUACAGUCAAACCCUGUUGGCUCCAACUUGCUUGGAUCGAUUUCCUUGUUAGCUCUAAAUUGAGGUAUGGGACUGAUUUCUUUAUACAUAAGGUUAGAAUUCCCGCUUGGAUCCAAUUUCUCGAGGCUUGAUGUAUUUUUGCCGGUCCCUGGGAGUUCGAGCCAACAUGCUCCGACUGUAUGCAUAUUUUGAUUUGCACUAGAAGAAUAUACAUGUAGAAGAAUGUUUUAACAUUGUUAAAGAGGUAUUUGUUUAUAUUUCCUUACAUUGCCAAUGCAUAACUGUGCUUUUGUUAUUGCUUUUUUAAGAAACCUUUUUUUUUUGAGAAAAUGGAGUUGAAGAUUUACAUUUAAAUGAAACAAUAUGGCCUCAUCUAUAAGAUACUGAAGCCAAGGUUUUAACCUUGAUAUUGAUCUUUUACCAAAAAAAGCUUUUUUUGAUAUGUGUUCAAAACUUGAUGAUAUUUAUCUGGACUUGAUACUGUUUCAAUGGUUAACACAUGUACUUUUUUCUUUCUUUCUUUUAUAUAAGAUAGAAUCUCCUGUAUUCCUUCAGGUCUUUUUUAAUCGCUUGUUUAAAUGUGUAUUGAAAGCCAAUUUUUUCCAUGCUUUGUCAUUAAAGAGAAUUCGCUUGUCAGUUUUCAUGUCUUAUUGUUUAUCAUUAUAUAUUAUAAAUGUUGUAUUAUAAUUAUGAAUGAUUUUUUUCUUCUAAAUCUGAAUGUUGUAUAUUACAGUAACAGCUUAUUACCGUAAUAUCAUCUAUGAGCACUACAGCACUAAUUUAAAUGAUGAACGUAGUGGGUGAUAAAAGGUUUUGUACCAUGUUGUCAACAACAAUAUUUAAUAACGGAUUAAGAUUUAUCUGCAUGCUAGUUAUUGAACAGUUAAGCUCUGCCAAUAUAUCAAAGGGAGGUAAUAAAAUAAUUUUUACUAUGAUAUAUAGCAAUUUUAUAUAUUUGUUAACUUAAAGGGCAUACUUUUUUAUGUCUUAGAAUAUAAAAAAACGCUGUCUCUGAUUUUUUUAAGAUAUUCAAACUAAACAUUUUGUAACAUUAAACUGAUAUUUUACCAAUAGCAAUUUUUGGUUUAAAUGUUGGAUUGAUCACCUUAAAGUGCACUCUCACAGAUUGAACUUUUUGACAACUUUUUUGUUUUUUGUCCUGGAACGAGCCAAUUUUUGCGAAAAUCCAUGGAAACCAGCUAAAUAAGACCACUGACAAAAAUUAGAUAGCAGAUUUUUGUAUUUCAGUUCAAAAAUUGAUGUUUUAUGCCAUAAAACAUUAACUUUCGAACGAAAAUAUGAAAAUAUACAUGUACAGUCUGAUUUUUUGUCAGCAAUCUUAUAUCAUUGGUUUGCAGAUAUUUACGCAAAAAAUGCUCUUUUCAAGACAAAAAAUAAAAAUGUUGCAUAAAUGGUAAAUUUGUAAGAGUGCAGCUUUAAGUUAUUUUGUUAAAUAUAUACCAUUGAGGAUGCCAAAAUCUGCCCGCUGUAAAAUUGAACCAUAAGAAAUUUCGUUGUGGUUCAUUUAUCAUCAUAAAAUAAGAAAAAAGUAAAAAAUAUGACACCAACAUUCAUAUUUAAUUUGAUAAUGGCAUUUAGCUGAGUGCCAUAAAAUGUUUAUUAUAUGCUUAUGUUUUACCUUUUAUUUCUUUGUAAUAAACGUGAACACAUAGAAAUUAUGUAUAUAAUAAUGUAUUAGUAUGUUCCUUGUUGAAGUUUUGAUUCUUAGGUAUGUUUUGUAAACUGCUGGGAUGUUGGACAAAUCUUUUGUUUUUAGUCUGGGAAUAAUCAUAGUGUUGGGGUUGUUGUUGGUAGCAUCGCUGGUGUUGUUGAGCAUAAUUUUAAAACUUGGCCAUACCUCAAAAACAAUUUUAGGUAUUCGAAUGAAAUUUGGUACAAAUGUUUCUAGAGACUAUAUGCAGAUGUAUAACAAGGCCCACAACUCUGACAACAAUGAUUGUUGAAUUCUGCCCCUUGUUCUGGAAAAGAACAACAGUCAAGCAUGGCGUUCCUUCAGCCGUGUUCUCCUUAGUGUAUAUGAUAGUCAUUAUAGGGGAGGUAUAUUGUAUCAAAUGUUUUUUCAAGUAAUUUACAAAAAUGCACUAGCAUAUAAACAACUUAUGGUAUAUAUAUGUAUAUCUGUUUGAACAUAGAUUUGAUCAAUAUAAAUAUUGUAUUAUUUUACAAGUUAUGUAUACUAAGUAAGUCAGUAUGCUAGCUUCAACAGUCAUACCAAAUUAUAUAUAAUAUGUAGAAGUUUUUUGUGUUUACUUGUUUCCAUAUUUCAUUAUUAAGCAGGAUAGUAUAAUUUUUGUUAGACAGUUUAUCUUGUUCUUUGUAUGUCAUCAUAAUAUUAGAACUGUUUAUAUAAGACCAAAAGAAAGUUAUUUGUUUCCACUUACAUCUAAAAUAAAAGGGUAGGUAGGUAUUUUUUCCACUAUCAACUGGGAAUAUGUACCAAAACAACCUAUAUCAGGGUAUAUCACUAAUAGAAGACAAUUUGAAUUAUCAAAUGGUAAAAUUUUAACAUGUCCACUUAAAAAAUGCACUUUUAUUAGUAAAUUAUUUUUUUCAGAACUCACAUUAUGUGUAAUUAAUGGCAAAAACAGUGUUGGGUCAGGAGGCAAAAAAAGGUCCAGAUUAGUGAAAACAAAUAUUUUUUUGUUAUGAUUGACUAAAGCAGACCACAUAUGGACCUUCAUGGGACUCAGUCAUUUUUUAUUGGGUAGUCAUUGGAAAAAAUCAUUUAAAUGCUUGUUUCAAUACGAUAAAACAUCAAAUUAGAGCUCUAUUAUAGAUAGUUAUCCAGUUAAAAAGAAAAUGCUUUAUUUUGCUGAAAAGGUAAACGUUAUUGAAGAUUUAAUAAUGUUAACCUUCGAUUUUCAAAAUUCUGUUCAAAUUAAUUUCUGUCAGUUGCUCUCUGGUGAUUGUUGAUAAAAAUGAAUGAAACAACUCACUUUUAACACUUUUUAACAAAAAUGGUGCCAGCAUAACAUCUGUGAGGGAGUCCCAUGUCAAACACUGUUAUCUCGAUGUUCCGGUUAUUUCGAAUAUUUUUGAUUAAGCUAGACUUGAUUUAUAUAUGGGUUAUAUCAAAAGUUCUUUAACUCGGUAUUUCCGAAGGCUUAUGACUUUGACAUUUGGAGUUUUUGUUGUAUAUUUGAAAAAAGUAGUCUGCUGCUCCAUUCUAAGCGUAACGUUACCCCUUGUUUGAAGAAAGCCUGCGAAACUGUAGCAGGACUAUAUUUAGGUAGUUACUACAGGCGACCCUCCAUUUGUAAACAAAAUUUCAAAAAGUUAAAUGAAGAAACAAAAUUAAAUUAAAUUAAUAUAUGUAUAUAUAUAUAUAUAUAUAUAUAUAUAUAUAAUUAGUUUUAUAAUAUAAUUAUAAUCUCAUGAGAUUUCAUAUACAUUCCAUUUUAUUUAUUUAUGUAUUUUACUCUCUUAUCCCUGCAGUGUAGUUUUAUGCAGUCAUGUUUAUUUUAACUAUUAUACUGUAACUGUGAUAUUUGCCAUUUUGAAUGCCAUGUGUUAGUAGAAUUCAGAAAACAAUAAAAGCUUGAAGUAGA